CAAUAUAAAACCAAAAAUACUACCUUUCCUUAUUGGAAUUGGAGUAUGAUAAUGUAUCAAAGCUUAUUCAAAGAAACUGCUGCUUUCAAUAAUUCAAAUCCUUUAUUGCAACUCCUCUCUCUCUCUCUCUCUCUCUCUCAUAUUUAUACACAUAUACAAGUUGUAUUCAAUCUAGCUAAGCUUUUGCCAGUUGCCAGUUCCAGCCAUAAUGGAGUUGUUGUCAGAGAAUGAAUGGCUGAGAAGUGAAUCCCAGUUUACUACUUCCAAGCUUCUCUGAAACUCCAUUUCUUAUUUUUUCAAGAUUCAAUUUAUCUGCAUUCCUCUUCCUAUUUUCACUUUCUACUUGGCUUCUCCAUCUUUUUGAGAUGGAUUGAUAAAGAGAUGAAGAAAGUGUAAGUGCAGGUGCAUGAAUUAAGUGAAAUAUGGAAAUGGAAUCAUCAGCAUCAGCAUCAGCAUCAUCAUGUAAAAGAGCAAAGGCCCCUCAGACAGUGGUAGCAGCUCAAUGCUUAGUAGAUGGUUGUGAUGCUGAUUUAAGGCUAUGUAGAGACUAUCACCGCCGCCACAAAGUGUGCGAGGCUCACUCGAAAACCCCUAAGGUCACCAUUGCUGGCCGAGAGCAACGCUUCUGCCAGCAAUGCAGCAGGUUCCACUCGCUGGUGGAGUUCGACGAGGGAAAAAGAAGCUGCAGGAAGCGGCUGGAUGGGCACAACAGGAGGCGGAGGAAGCCUCAGCCGCCACCGGAUCACUCCUCCGCGUUGCUACAAGGAGGAGGGACGCUUGUUUCGUUCACUACGCCUCAUUCGUCGUGGGCUGGGCUUGGGCUUGGGCUCCAUCAUCAUCACCAGGAUAACAUGCUCUACAACAAUACUAAUUCAAGCACUCAGAUUUUGCAGAAUCAUAACAACUACUACUAUAAUGGUGGUGAGAGUGAGAGAAUGAACUCAUCCACAUUUCAUCAAACAGAUGAUGGGUAUAAGUAUGCGUGUGAUCCUGCUCUCUCUCUUCUGUCAGUUGAAGUUGAAACUCCUCCUCCUCCUCCUCCGCCUCACCAGCUCAACUACUGCCCUUCAACGCACCACCACCAGUCAUCAACUACUCGGACUUUCACCUGGGAUCACUAGCUCCAUUGUUGCAAUUGCGAAUACUCCUAUUUACUCUCUUUUGAUCUCUGCAUCUGUUGUCGAUAUGUGUAUCAAUUUUCUACUCCUCCCGCUUUUGUUUCAUCGGUUUUUUAUUUAAUAUAACCUCAUUUAAACUGCCUUCUUUUUA
Messenger RNA from Salvia splendens (bonfire salvia), 1269 nucleotides. RefSeq names its product squamosa promoter-binding-like protein 16. NCBI's taxonomy places the organism in Eukaryota, Viridiplantae, Streptophyta, Magnoliopsida, Lamiales, Lamiaceae. Gene Ontology annotation, cellular component: nucleus. The record is from RefSeq and is a predicted model, not a curated record. The transcript has 3 exons. Gene Ontology annotation, molecular function: DNA binding. Bases 423 to 1121 code for a protein of 232 amino acids.